UACUCAUUAGCUAUAGUCAAGUAAAACAAGGUUAUGUUCCUAACCUAACAUUAUGCACAUUGGAUGGAAAACCAUGCUUGGCCACGCUUAAUAAGUGUUAGACAAUAAUUAAAGUGAUAAUAUUUCAAGUUAAUAUUUUGUAAGUUAAAAUGGGGAAAAAAGCGAAGAUUGGAAAACAGAGGAAAGAUAAAUAUUACCAAUUAGCUAAAGACACAGGUUAUAGAUCACGUGCUGCUUUCAAGUUAAUUCAAUUAAAUCGGAAAUUUCAAUUUCUUCAAAAAUCAAGAGUAUGCAUCGAUUUAUGUGCUGCACCUGGCGGCUGGAUGCAAGUUGCCAGACAAAAUAUGCCUGUAUCAUCGGUAGUUGUUGGUGUAGAUUUAUUUCCGAUAAAACCUAUCCCAGGAUGUUUUAGUCUUGUGGAAGAUAUUACGACAGAUAAAUGUAAAGCAGCUCUUUCACGUGAAUUGAAAACAUGGAAGGCUGAUGUUGUUUUGAACGAUGGUGCUCCAAAUGUAGGGAAAAAUUGGUUACAUGACGCAUUUCAGCAAUCUGUUUUGACAUUGUCAGCUCUUAAAUUAGCUACUCAAUUCUUAAGACCUGGUGGUUGGUUUAUAACAAAAGUAUUUCGUUCUAAGGAUUAUCAUCCAUUGAUCUGGGUGCUAAAACAAUUGUUUGAAAAGGUACAUGCUACUAAACCUCAGGCAUCACGUAUUGAAUCUGCAGAAAUUUUUGUAGUUUGUCAAUAUUAUAUUGCUCCUGAUAAAGUAGAUCCCAAGUUCUUUGAUCCAAAGCACGUCUUUUCUGAAUUACAAAUAGAAACUACGAACAAAUUAAAUAUUCUUCAUCCAGAAAAGAGGAAACUUAAAGUAGAGGGAUAUCCUGAGAAUGAUUACACAUUAUAUCACCAAUUAUCUGCAAAGCAGUUUCUUGCCUGUGAUGAUGCCGUAGAAGCAUUGCAGAAUGCUUCCGAAAUAGUAAUAGAUGAUGAAUUUAUCGACAAGCAUGAAAAAACGACUAAAGAAAUUAGGGAAUGUUGUAAAGAUAUUAAAGUACUUGGACGAAAAGAUUUGAAACUUCUAAUUAAUUGGUGGAAAGCGUUAAAAAAGACAGAAACUGAAACAAAUGAAGCGAAAAAUACUGAAGAAGAAAUUACUACCGCACCUGCCGUUAAUCUCGAAGAAGAGGAAGAUUUGGAAGAUGAGGUAAUUCAAAAACAGAUCGCCGAACUCCGAGAAGAAGAAACAAAAGAAUUAAAACGCAAAAAGAAGAAAACCAAAAAAGAUAGGCAGAAGUUGAAUGAACGUCUCAAUUUGAAAAUGAUUCAUAAGCGCGACGAGGGACCUAAAUUAGAAGCAGAAAAUUUGUUUAAAUUAAAUCAGAUUCAAACCUAUGAGCAAUUAGAACAAAUUACAGAUCAAACGCCUGAUGUCGUAGCAGAAAGUGAUGUAGACUCGGAUGACGAAAUUAAACCGAAAACGAUUUUUUACGAGAAAGAUGCAGGUCAUUUGGACAGUAAGGGUUUGUACUAUAAAUCAGAAGAUAACGAGAACAGUGAUACUGAUGUAUCGGAUGAUGAUACAAACAGCGAAAAAUCUGGACUAGGUUUGGACGAUUCAGACGACGAAAAUACUAAGAAACCGCAAAAGAAGCAACAAUUUAAAGAUCCUGAAAGCAACCCGUUGUUAACUGAUCUAGAUUUUCGGGACAAAGAAACUAAAAGAAUUCACAAGGCAGCACUUUGGUUUGAGAAAGACGCAUUUAAAAAUUUAGAGAAUGAAGAUGAUGCAGAUUAUGAAUUAGAUAAACUGAUAAAGGAGUACAAGAAAAUAGGUGGACAUGUCCUCGGAGAAGAAGAGAAAACGCAAGAAAAAGUAGAGGAAAAGAAACAAAAGCGCAAAAUCAGUGAAAGUGAUGAUUCAAAUUCCGAUUACGAUGUGGAAGAAAUGAUGGCUCCUGACAAAAAAUCGAAAAAGAUCGGUGGACAGCAUGGCUUUGAAAUAGUAUCAAAAGAAGCAGAUAAAAAAUCGAAGAAAAAAAAAUUGUCUCCCGAGGACUUAGCACUCGGAUCGUUACUGAUUCAAAGUAAAAAAUCUCGAAGAGACUUGAUCGACUCAGCUUGGAAUAGAUAUGCGUUUAACGACGAGAAAUUACCUGAUUGGUUUGUAAAGGACGAGGAGAAACAUAUGAAGAAGGAAGUGCCUGUACCUAAAGAACUUGCCGAUGAAUAUAAAAAGAGGGUGGAGGACUUGAAUGUAAGACCUAUUAAGAAAGUAAUGGAGGCUAAAGCAAGGAAAAAGAAACGCGCGAUGCGCAAACUAGAGAAGGCCAAUAAGAAGGUGGAAGUAUUGAUGGAAAAUGCAGAUAUCAGUGACAAGGAGAAGGCCAGACAAGCUAAAGCGUUGUACAAGAAGGCUCGGCGGGAUCCAAAAAAACAAGUUACGUAUAUCGUAGCAAAGAAACAUACUGCACAGAAGCGAGCUGUACGGCCUCCCGGGGUGAAAGGUCGAUAUAGAGUAGUCGAUCCGAGAAUGAAGAAAGAUUUACGCGCGGCGAAAGCGAAGGAAAAAACUAAAGGACGUGGGAAGAAAAGUGGCAAUCGUGGUAAAAAACCGAGGGCGAAGCCUAAAAACAUGAAGAGGAAGAGUAAAUAAUCUUUUUACUUUCACAUUAUAAGAUAUUUUUAAUUUAUAAGAACUAUGCAUUUAUUUGCAUAAUGCAGUUAUAGAAUAUGUAAAUAAAUAUUUCUAUUACAAUAUACAAAUUUUAGAUUC
Solenopsis invicta (red fire ant) is the source of this 2771-nucleotide messenger RNA. RefSeq names its product pre-rRNA 2'-O-ribose RNA methyltransferase FTSJ3. The coding region runs from base 150 to 2651 and encodes 833 amino acids. The record is from RefSeq and is a predicted model, not a curated record. The transcript is spliced from 6 exons. Gene Ontology annotation, biological process: rRNA methylation; maturation of 5.8S rRNA from tricistronic rRNA transcript (SSU-rRNA, 5.8S rRNA, LSU-rRNA); maturation of LSU-rRNA from tricistronic rRNA transcript (SSU-rRNA, 5.8S rRNA, LSU-rRNA). Lineage: Eukaryota; Metazoa; Arthropoda; Insecta; Hymenoptera; Formicidae. Gene Ontology annotation, cellular component: nucleus; preribosome, large subunit precursor; nucleolus. Gene Ontology annotation, molecular function: rRNA (guanine) methyltransferase activity; rRNA (uridine-2'-O-ribose)-methyltransferase activity.